GUUAAUUUGCAGAUUAAAAGAUAUAUAAAAGACUCGUUGUCUAUUGGAAAAUUAUCACAAAUCAAGCGUUCAUUUAAGUUAACAGCUGAAGCUAAAAAGGAGAUUGCUAUGGAGAAAACUAGAAAGUUGAAGAUGCAAAAAAAGCAAGAAAAAAUUGCCGAAACUAAAGCUAAAGGAAAAGCUAAUGCCAAUGCAAAGAAGAAAGAUAACGAGACAGCAAAAAAUAAUAAAAAAACUACUGCAGAGAAGACAACAACAGCAGAAAAGAAUGCAAAAAUUUCUAAGAAAACCACAACUAAGAAAGCUGCUACGGAUGUAAAGGUAUCAAAACCCACUGGUGCAGGAAAGGCCACAGUAAAGAAGACAGUAACUAAAUCCAAGAAACCCAAACUAAAAAUCACAAAUACUAAGGCUCCGAUAGAAAACGGUGGUCAACCUAGUGGCGGCAAUGCAAAGAAGAAGACGGAGAAAACUGAGAAACCUAUAAAAUCUGUUCCCACUGCAAAGGUCGCAAAGGUCCCAAAAGUCUCAAAAGUCCCAAAGGGUGCACAAGUCGCUGAGCCAGAGAAACCUAAAGCAAAAGCUAAAGCAAGUAAAUAACAAAACAAGAAUUCUUUUUAUUUAUUUGUUUAUAUCAAGUCUUUUUCUUAUUAAAUAUAUAUGAUAUUUUUUUAAUAAAAAUUGUAAACUUUAAGCUUCAAUGAGUUGGUGGCUUAAGAGAG
Molecule: messenger RNA, 722 nt
Organism: Teleopsis dalmanni
Lineage: Eukaryota; Metazoa; Arthropoda; Insecta; Diptera; Diopsidae
Exons: 2
Coding region: 109-600 (163 amino acids)
Source: RefSeq, a predicted model, not a curated record